UUUUUAUUCGCGGAGUAAUCGUAACGCCAUGCAGCAGAGCUGUGCACCAGGUGAAGCUGGAUUCCAAGCCUACGGAACAGACACGAGUGUAGACGGGGGAGGGCCUACUUCAGCGCCGACGAGAAUGGACGCAGCGGACGUAGACGACACCGCCGUCGGAACGGACUCCUUCCAGCCGCCCGGUCUCAGCAUGCCGUACGGUAUGUCCGGAGGGUACACCCCACCGGAUAGCAACAGCUCCCGCUCGUCGCCAGGUGACGGGGUGGACGCGGAGCUCUCUCGGUACAACUCGCAGGUCCCUCCCGACUACCCGCUAGGACACUACCCCGGUGCGACCAACCCCGAGAACGCGUACUCCAUCACAAGUAUGACGCCCUCCCCACAUCCCUACACCAACGGAUACGACCAACCACAAAUGUAUGGGCAACAACCGCCUGGCUACUUCGCACCGAUCGAAUCGGGCCCACCCCAGCCCCCUAACGGACAGUACCAACACGGUUACAACGGUAACUACCCCUACCCGGGCGGCGGGUCCAUGUACGGGUACCCCCCUGGCCCUCCCCCUACCCCCGCGAAACUGAGCGUCUUCCUGACCAAUCGGGAUCUGUGGGUCAAGUUUCACCAACACGAGACGGAAAUGAUCAUCACUAAACAGGGCAGGCGGAUGUUCCCGGUACUGCAGUUUGCCAUAUCCGGUCUGGACCCGCAUGCGCAGUACAACGUGUUUGUGGACAUGGUGUUGGCUGACGUCAAUCAUUGGAAGUUCCAGAACGGGAAGUGGGUGCCGUGUGGGCGGGCGGAUACAAACCCGCAAGGAAGCCGAGUGUACGUCCACCCAGAAUCCCCUAACAGCGGCGCGCACUGGAUGAAACAGGAAGUGGUCUUCAGCAAGCUCAAACUCACCAACAACAAAGGCGCCGACAACGGACAUGUGGUGCUGAACUCCAUGCACAAGUACCAACCCCGGCUGCACAUCAUCGAGGUGUCUAACCGAGCCGGCGGCGGCGAGCGCGUGCUACAGUCCCACAGUUUCCCCGAGACACAGUUCAUCGCAGUUACCGCCUACCAGAACACAGAUAUCACCCAGUUGAAGAUCGACUACAACCCUUUUGCCAAAGGAUUCAGAGACAACUACGAUGGCCCUACAAACAUCCGACCGAACGGUUUUGACGGCAGAUCUGCAGGUAUGGAGCCGGGCAUGCAUCCAUCGUUAGGCGGACCCCUCCCCCUGAUGCCGCCCAUCUACCCAGUGGGCCCGCCAAUGCCCGCUCACAACCGCGGUAUCCAUCUGCCGUACGACAUGCGGUCUCACUCAUCCGGAGGAAGUAGUUCCUCGCCGGGCAGCCCAGAGAUGCAGCCCAAAGACUUGGAGUUGAAAGAAACCGCUUCAGACUUGCCAGGCUCCGCUCAGAACGGGCAGAGCAACGCUACACCAGAGAAGCAGGCGUCACCAACGAGGGUUAACAACUCAAACCUACUUCUGACAACAACAGCACCGUACACAGUCAACAGCAGCGGCCAGCCGCACUACAGCAUGGCAAUGACCAUGCAUAGCAGAGGAAUGCCGCCGCGAAAUGGCGGUCUACCGCAAAAUGGGCAGGUGUCGGAAAACGGCAACAUGGCACCAAACGGCCACAUUUCGCAAAACGGGCAGUCGCAGGGAGAGGAGGCCAGACCGGAAUGGAGAAGCCCCAGCAAAACACGCCCGUCAGGAGAUGAGGACGACAAUCGCGACGCUGCCGCAAAACGGCUCAGGACGGAAGAACUCCCGCCAUACCACGACGCAACACCAGGGAACAACUACGACGUUUACGACGACCAACCAGGAGAUGGUACGUCAUCGUUUGGUCAACAACAGGAUCACAUGCAAUACCACCGCUACAAUGGGUACUACUCAGCAAACCCAGAGGACUACGGACACUACUAUGACAGAAAUGCGAUGCAGUAUGGUUACUACGGUAACCAGGGCUAUCAGGCGUCCGCGCACGCGCAGUUCGUAGACAGUGAGAAGUUUGCACAUGCGCAUUACAACGGAGCAUACCACCAGGCCCAGUAUAAUGGGGGGUACAUGCCAACAAGCACAGCCAGCGCCGAAACAGCAACUGGGCAUUACUAAGACUUCGGCAAAGAACUCUAGCGAAACAACACUGAAGAAUUGGUUCAGGCACAUUUGUAGUGUUUGGUAGUCCUAAGGCAGUGUACUUUCUCUGCAAAGUUAAUUUUUUACCCUUCUUGUUGCAAGCGGAUUGUAAGAUAUGUACGUACUUUAGUAUUUAUUGUUGCAUCGUCCAAAAAUGACGCUAAGGCCUUCUAGCGCUAGAAGUUUGAGACAGUAAGAGCCACGUCUUAAAUGUUAAACAUAUCGUAGAGGGUAGUUUUAAGUUGUUUUUCGACGACAAGUAGGAAAUAAGUAAAGAUAAACAUCAGACGUGCCUUGAAGGUACGUGAUGUCUAAAUGAACGUGUACAGCUAGUCAGGUGGUCCGUUGCAUCUUGUGCAAUACUCUAGCGCCACCUACCAGGAUACGAACGAACUGCACGACACAUUUGUUGCAAUUUUUCAACUCCCUACCUCUCCGACAAUGCUGCAACGAAAUAUGAUUGUAAAAUGCUGCUAAAGUCACGUAUCAUAAGAUGGAAAUGUUUUUUUAAUGACAAUCUACGAACUACAUCAUUUUAUAGCUAAUACUAGAUCAUGUUGAAGACAUUUUUACGCUAUAUUCUAGAUAUAAUUCAAGCAUUGUUGCGCUGGUACGACGUUUUUUUUACUAAAGAAUGUUUUAAAACCUUAUUAUACCAUAUAGUGUUGUAAAAGGAAGUAGAAAAGCAUUUCCACUGCAAAAUCAUUUGUUUCUCUUUUUUCUGUUACUGCAACACAUUGGUGUAAUUUAAGUAUGUGUUUGUGUGUGUGUGUGUGUGUUUUUUUUUUUGGGGGGGGGGUACCUAUUAAAUGUAAGUCCUUCUUUUUGAGCCUGUUUUGCAAGAAGACUAGCACGGCCAUGGGAGGAACAUAUACUUUAUUGAAAUGUCGCGGGUUACAAAAGUCGUCGAUUCUUAUGCACAUAUUGUACACCAGUCAUGAUCUUUAUACAUUCGUCGUGUUGCUAAAAGUUUUGUACAUCUAUACCACGAGUUACGUCUGUGCUAAGCUGGAUUCACAACGGUCGAUUUUAUCACAUGUACAAUUGUUUGAAACUUUUUAAAAAACAUCUUAUGACCUUAUGUUAUGAUUUACAAAUCGAUCUGAUACAUGACAUGCCUAAUAAAUGGUUCAGCU
Messenger RNA from Branchiostoma floridae (Florida lancelet), 3276 nucleotides. Its product is annotated as T-box transcription factor T homolog. The record is from RefSeq and is a predicted model, not a curated record. Gene Ontology annotation, biological process: cell fate specification; positive regulation of DNA-templated transcription; regulation of transcription by RNA polymerase II. Gene Ontology annotation, molecular function: DNA-binding transcription factor activity, RNA polymerase II-specific; RNA polymerase II cis-regulatory region sequence-specific DNA binding. NCBI's taxonomy places the organism in Eukaryota, Metazoa, Chordata, Leptocardii, Amphioxiformes, Branchiostomatidae. Gene Ontology annotation, cellular component: nucleus.